Molecule: messenger RNA, 1562 nt
Organism: Carassius carassius (crucian carp)
Lineage: Eukaryota; Metazoa; Chordata; Actinopteri; Cypriniformes; Cyprinidae
Exons: 4
Coding region: 96-803 (235 amino acids)
Source: RefSeq, a predicted model, not a curated record
AUUCUAUGUCAACAACUUGGCAUGACAUCUAUAAUGUCAUUCGUUCUCAGAGAGUCGCUAGCUGUUCUUUAGACAGCUUUAUUAUUGAAUGACAAAUGAAUAUGAUCAGCGCUCUUCUGUUCUGUGUGUGCUUGUGGCGUCUGGUUGAUGUGACGGAUGAAGUGAAGUCGAUAUCAGUGAUGGAGGGAGCUUCUGUCACUCUACACACUGAUGUUACUGAAGUACACAAAUAUUUGUUCAUACAGUGGAUGUAUGGAAACACGCGAAUAGCUGAAGUCGGCAGGCUCACACAAACACACUCGACAUAUGAUGGUCCUGAUGGGAGAUUCAGAGACAGACUGAAACUGGAUCAUCAGACUGGAUCUCUGACCAUCACAAACACCAGAACCACAGACUCUGGACUUUAUAAAGUAACAGCUAUCAGCAGUGAGACCAGCUAUAUGAUUUUCAAUGUCACAGUCUAUGAGAUUCCACAAAGUUCUAUAACGACAGGAAGUUCAACAAGCUCAAAUUUUGUGACGUCCAAUUUAACCAUCAACCAGACUGAAGAUGUCAAUAUUACUGAACUCCAUCAGCCAAGUUCAGGGCACGUCCACUGCUGUGGUUUUACUGAAACUGUGAUACGAUUGGUUGUUUCUGCUUUGGUAAGCGUGGCUGCUGUUGGUUUUCUGGUUUACGACAUCAGAUCUACAAGAAGUCAGCUGAACAGGAUGCAAGAGACUAGACAUUACCAUCAGAGCCAUAGAGUAAAAUCAGACCAACAUCAGUUGAGCAAAAGAAUGAGUUCCAGAUAUGUUUGCUGAAGGUUGCUGGUAUAAUCCCAAAAAUAUACUGAUACAUCCAGUUAUGUUAUCGUUAACUGAUCUUUAAAAUUAAAGAAAAUUCCACCAAAUGGAUCCUCUGGAGUGAAAGGGCGACGUCAGAUUGAGAGUCCAAACAGCAAGAAACACAUCCAUCAUUAAUAUGUUUUGACUUAUAACUAAUGCUAGUCCUCUAUAAUAUCAUUUUCACCAGUGAAAUGUCUUCUCUUCUGAAUCAGGAGAGAAAUAUCCUCAGAUCAAGCUCCAUUUACAUGUCAAAAUAGUCUGAAACAAUUCUAAAGAAUGGGUGGAUUUUGAUCUAAGAGGACAACAAGAUAUGUUUUUCACUGGAGGAAGCAUUUGUGGAUUAUGCAAUUGUGAAUUAUGGCCAGCAUCACCAGCAUCAAUGAUGGGUUCGUUUCUGAAAAUCACAGUUUUUCCACAUCAAAAGAUGUUAAUUGAUGGACUGGAGUCGUGUUGUUUGGACUAUCAUUCUGACGGCACCCAUACACUGCAGAGGAUCCAUUGGUGAGCAAGUGAUGUGAUGCUAAAUCUUUCCAAAACUGUUCUGUUGAAGAAACAAACCCCCAUCUCAGAUUGGUAAGUUUUAAGCAAAUUUUCAUUUUUGAGUGAACUAUUCAUUUAAAUAUAGGCUGUAAACAUAAUUUCCUCAGAGGACCUCAGAACCCUGAAACAACAUACAGAACUGCCAAAUUUUGCUAUAAGUAUGAUUGCAACAUAUAAUAAUUGCUGUUAAUAGUG